Molecule: messenger RNA, 3450 nt
Organism: Cadophora gregata
Lineage: Eukaryota; Fungi; Ascomycota; Leotiomycetes; Helotiales; Ploettnerulaceae
Exons: 1
Coding region: 1-3450 (1149 amino acids)
Source: RefSeq, a predicted model, not a curated record
AUGUCUCCCCCGGAUCAAUCACAGGACCAAAAAAUGGCACAAGAGCGAGUCCAGGUCCUUCGAGACCUCUUGGACAUUGCUCGCGUUGCCAAUGGACCACAACCACCUCCAGUGAUACCCCCGCCCAACGUCGAGCCUCUAACUGAGUCUCAUGCCGGUAACAGCAUGGAAAAUACCUCUGAAAGUUCAUUCAACACCCCAGAAUCCUCAUCAAAUCAAUUUCCCCCCAUAUCAUCUCCCAAAAACAAAGCUUUGACAGCCAGAGAUGUCAACGCCAUCCAAUACACCAAGUCGCAACUCGAUGAAGGAGACACUCUAGUCUUCAUCCGAUUCCCCAAUGGCAAGCCCGUUUAUGAUGCCACUGGCUUCCGAUUAAGCGAUGUACAUAGAGUCCAUAGCGAUAAGCUCAAGGCCGCCUCACCGAUAUUCAAGAAGAAUCUCGAGGAUGAUUGGCAACAACACCGCUGGAGACGUCGCAACAAGCUACUGAGUGGCCUACCAGAUGGAAUUCAAUACAUUCUCGACCUUACACCUCCAGAAGAAGGCGACGAUGCCCUUGCACUUACCGCCGAACUCUCCUGCUCCCUUGGCAUGCGCAGAUGGUACAAGGCAGAACACAGUGGUGUCGCAGCAGCACAUAGACUAGUCGGAGGCAAGGACGAAACUACAGUCCAUCCAUCAUAUGAGGAGAAGAACAAGACUUCCGAUCCAGCAUCUCCGGAGGACGUGCAGGAGAUCAUCGACAUAGCUGGCGCAGCUGCAACUGCAGCCACAGUAGCUGAAAUCAACGGCGUAGGCCACUCUGACCUUGCCUUCAAGAUGGCGAUGAAGGAGAGUAAGAGAUUUGCGAAAGAGAGGGCUAAGCAGAAAAGCGAGUAUACGCGGGACUACAGUGAGAAGAAGGAGGUCGUCUGUCUUGAUUACUGCCCGAUCCGACAUCGCACUGGCAUCGAACGUCUGCUCCAGAUUAUUGAAGGCAAAGAUCCAAGACUCGAUUCGGCGCCCAAGGUCUGGACUCUUGCUGUUCUGGCGAAGCACUUCGAGUGCCAUAGUGCCGUGGUUGAUUACAUCGUCACUUGGAUGAUUGCUGAGCCCAACUGCAAGAUCUUCGAGAUUCUCCCUGAAGAUUGUCUUCGUAUCGGUCUACUUCUCCAGAAUGAGGUUGCUACUCGAUACGCUUUUACCAUCUUGGUUUCCGAGGAGGCGUUCCGAAUUGGCACGGGUAGAACUGCGGCCGCGAAUCAGCCAAACACAAACUAUCCCGCUGGUAAGCAGGUCACAAAAUUCGGGCGAGCUCGCGAGUCAUUGGACGAGGAUACUCUCAACUUGAUCCAACAUGCUGGCCGCAAUUUCCACGCCCGUAUUGAGCAGGAGAUGGAGCUUCUUCUGAGCUCAAAUAUGAAUUGGCUUUUCGGUCUGCAAGAAUUCGGCAAGAUCAUGAAAUUCAAACAUUUUCUAGAAGCCACCCCAAAUGAUGCCAGAGCGAAGAACGUGAAGAAGGUCAUCGAUGAUCUCACAAACUACAUUCGCGGCCGACUUAUUUGGUGUUUCUACCAACCACUCGACGAAUCCGAACGAAAGAGCUGGAACGAUCACCGCGGCCAAGAACGGCACGAAACCAGUGGCGAUCCAACGGAUGGUAUCUAUAACACCCUAUCCGAGCACGAGAAGCUGGUGACAAGAUUCUUCUGGGGUUGUGUGAGACUCUUGAAAUGGCACCCAGACCAUUCCCGCUGCGCCACCAACCUCAUUCAUGACUCCGUGUAUCCCAAGACUCCUGAAAUUAAUGCGGCUGAAGAAAGGACUGCUGCUGCUGCAGAAGUGCAUGGGAUCCCAAAGGUCUACAUGAGUGAACUUCGGUAUUCUGUCGAGGCGAUGAACAAGCACAUCCUGAAAUCGAUUCAACACGAGAAUUUCAACAAAGGGGAGAUCCCAGAGCAAGCGUACAAGAUCGAGCGCGUCUACAAUGAGCAGGGCACAGCUUCAGUGGUCAAGAAUGAGCAUCAAGAAGCACAGAAGAAUUAUUUCUGGAAAUUGAAAUUCGGCCCUGAGGUGUUGGGUGCAGAGCCGUCACCUUUCAACCCCAUGGACACGACAUUAGAAAGGCCCGCUUUCUGGAUAGAAGCUCUCAAGGCUCGAGAUGAAGCCAUCAAAACCGAGCCCAGUUCAAGCACUACCGCAACCUCCCCACAAGCCAAAUGCGAGCAUCGAGUUUCAUGGCUGGAUGAAGUCGACGAAAUGGAGGGAGAUACAUCAAGCAAAUCCCCACGAGAUUUCUAUAGAGCGCGCUCCGCCAACUGGGACCGCCUAGAAGAGAUCUGGAGAGACACUCACUCCAGCAACAUCGCCCCAGCAGUCAUGCCCCCGGCAGCCACCUUUCCAGACCCAAUCCCCAACCCAAACCUCUCCAGGACCUUCCCCCGACCAGAAGCCACUCCCAGCGAACCUCCAACCUCAACCUGGAAAUACAGAUACGAGCACGACACCAGCUCCACCCCACAAGUCCCCAUCAACGCCUACAUCGGCCCCACCUCCCCCUUCUUCAACCUCCACGCGCUCUUCGACCAAAUCGGAUGGAAAAUCCAAUCCCUCUGCAACAACAUGCUCUCUCGCGGCGAGAUCCAGAACCUCCGACCCCCAAACUGCGACAUCGCCGACACGUUACUCUGUCUGACAGACGAAGAAUACAAAUACCUCCCCCUCUGGGCAAACGGCCUGAACGACGGAACAGGCGGUGUCUUCGAAGAAGUUAUCCCGCCAGCGGAACGAGGCGGUGCGGUUGGUCCUGGACCAGCGUAUCAUACUGGCUCAACGGUUAAUUCCUCCCGGGCGUCGACGGAGAUUGAUUUCGAUGGGAGGAGUUCGGUAUUUGGUGGAAGUGGCAUGGGGGAUAGUGAGAUGAGUGGGAUGGGAGGCAGUGGUGUGAACACCAGUGUGGGCGUUGAGGAUGGGUGGAGUGUUGAUCAUAUUGAUCGGAGGAGGGUCUUCUCUGAGAGUGACUUCCCAACGCCGGGGACAAGUGAGGAUGGGGAUAGUGUGGUUUGGGUUGGACGAGAUGAGGAUGAGGAAGGAGAUGCCGAAAUGACGAUGAAUCUACCGAUCCGUGAGAAAGGCAAGGGGAUUGUUUUGGACGACAAUGACGAGUAUAGACCCGCUUUUAUCACGAAUGAGCAAGAACAAGCUGCUCUUCUUUCGUCGUACUCUGAUCUGGGAAGGCAGAGCGGUGAUACUUCAGAAGGGAAAGGUAAGGGCAAGGAGAAGGUCGGUGAUACAGAUAUGGCAGAUGUGCAGAGCUCGUCUCAAGCUCAGAAACAGGCUGUGAGAGCUGUCAGCAUAGACGACGACGAGAAUUUCUUCAACACUCCUGAUGGAGACGAGGAAUUUGAAUUUGAAAGCGAUGACGAGGGGGAGGAGACGGAAACCGAGGAUGAUUUUGAGCAUAUUGGUUGA